GCGGAGUUGCCGUUAUCUAGUUUCCAUUAAUAUUGCCUGCUGUUUUCAUUUACUUAGUCUGCUGUGAAAAAUUCUAGUGGAAACCCUGGAUGUAUAUGCAGGAAACAAUCCUUUGCUAGCAAUUUUUGGCCUGUAUGUCAAAACUUUUUAUUUCAAAUAGGUGAGAAAAUGGUUGCUGAGGCUGAAGAAGACCUUGCCAAGUACAAGGAAUAUGACCUCAUUGAAAUGAAGCAAGAUAUACUUGAUCAUGUUCAAGAUUCUACAAAUAGGAAUGGUGUUUCUCCCGAGGUAGAAUAUUUUCAGCUGAGAAAACAAGAAGAUGUUUUCAAUGCUUUAAACAAUGGACAACCAAGAAUAGUUACCGAGACAAGUAAGGAACGCCACAAGCUGAGAAGGGCCAACCAAAAGACAAAGAAAGCAAUUGAGAAUGCAGUGGAAAUAUACAACAUUGCUGCACAAGAUAUAGAAAAUGAAGUACAAAUAAAUUCAACCGAAAUGGGAUGUAUUCUGAAAGCUGAUUUCCCAUGGAGGUCGGACAUUACUCUGGGGAAGAAAAGAGACCUUGUUAAUAAGAAAGAAUCAUUUGAAAGACUUAAAGAGGAAGAGGUCCUCCUUAAAAAAGAAAUGAAACAAUUUCUAUUAUAUUACAAGUCUAAAGAUACAAAUGGAAAUGUAGGAAUGGAAAUGGAUGUAAACAAUAUCAACGAUGCUACAUAUAUGAAAGGAUUGGUGGGUUUACCUUUCUUUAAUGAUGAGGCCUAUGCUUGAUGAAACAAUUGUUGACAACACCUCGGAGAGUGAUGAUGAUUCUGAAUUGUCAGACUUGUCAGACAUAGAAUCAGACCAAGAGGAAAGAAUGGGACAAGAAAACAAUACACAAUUUAAUAUUGUCUGAACUUUGUUCUAUAAAAAGUGAUACAUCAUUAAAUGAUGAGUCAGUGAAAGGAUCAUAAUAUUAAUGUAAAUUAAAAAGUAUCGAAACUUUAAUGUCUAAAACUAACUCAAACAAUCCAGGUCAAAUCUAAGUUUUUGAAGUUUCUCUAAGUUUUCUAUAGCCUAUACUUCAUUAUUUCUUGUUGCGUACUGUAGAUUGGGUUCAUUUGGCGCUACUUCAUUUGGCGAUUUUGCCACUUUUUUGGCUAUUUAAUUUGGCGGACACUGGGGCUUGAACAUGCUCUGACACCACAACUCCCAUAUACACUGGAACAAAAUAUAAAUUGUUACACCCAUUCCUACAAUUCAACUACUAUAUUUUAAGCAGUUCCCCUGAGCCAAUUUAGAAGUGGCAUUUUCUUAUUAUCACUUUUAUCCUUUUUAGAUUUGUUAAAACUGACUUAAACACACCAAAUCAAAUUCCCAGAGAUCCUUUCUAAAUUUUGGCGAAGAUGUAAAUUGGUGUUUUUGGUCUAUUCUGCCAAAUCAAAGCAGGCCCAAAUUAACCCAAGCAUUCAUUACAAAUUGAGAGGUCAAAAAUUGAAAAGGCCAAAUCUUGAAAUUUUCCAAUAUCAUUCUCCAAUAUCAACUUCAUUUGUAUCAAUGUAAUGGAUUUUGUUGAAAUUCCAUUCACAUCCACAGUAUUCUAUUUAUAAAAUCUAUGUUACUUUCAACCUGUUAAUAGGGAGUUUAAGCUUGCAUUGUUUUUUUCACAACCUAGAGGUGUAUUGAAGUUAUUUAAAUGAUGCAUUUGUAUGGGUGAUGGUCAUACAUUGAGGUUUGCAUUUGGAUUUUAUAUGCAAGCUUAAACUC
This is a messenger RNA of Owenia fusiformis, 1746 nucleotides long. The record is from the annotation of a GenBank genome assembly. NCBI's taxonomy places the organism in Eukaryota, Metazoa, Annelida, Polychaeta, Sabellida, Oweniidae.